Messenger RNA from Sabethes cyaneus, 2222 nucleotides. It is a transcript of the gene Gen, whose product is annotated as flap endonuclease GEN. The record is from RefSeq and is a predicted model, not a curated record. The coding region runs from base 51 to 2222 and encodes 723 amino acids. Gene Ontology annotation, molecular function: 5'-flap endonuclease activity; four-way junction DNA binding. NCBI's taxonomy places the organism in Eukaryota, Metazoa, Arthropoda, Insecta, Diptera, Culicidae. The transcript has 4 exons.
AACUGUAUUUAGACUAUGGAUUAACACUAUGGUAAUUUCAAAAAUUGACGAUGGGUAUUAAAGAUUUGUGGAAUUUACUCACGCCAUACUGCGAGAAAAAGCCGCUUUUUGAACUGAAUGAAAAAGCCGUUGCUAUCGAUUUAUCCGGCUGGGUUUGCGAAAGUUUGAAUGUAGUUGAUUAUUUUGUCCAUCCCCGGUUUUAUUUAAGGAAUUUAUUUUUUCGUACAUGCUAUUUGCUACAAACAGGAAUAAUUCCAGUUUUUAUUUUGGAAGGUACCGCUCCUCCUCUCAAAUAUGGAGUUAUAAUUAAACGGAAUCAAAUGCAAUUUCGUGGUGCUCGUCCAAAAAAGACUCAAAAUCAGGAAGUUGCCAAAUCGAAAAAUGCAACAACGGAACAGAAGCGCAAUCGGUUUCAUCAUGUUUUAAAACAGUGUGAAGAGCUGCUCAGUUCACUGGGCUUGUCUUGCGUGCAGGCACCUGGGGAGGCGGAAGCACUCUGUGCUUAUUUAAAUCAUGAUAACUUAGUGUACGGUGUCGUCAGUCAAGAUUCCGAUUGCUUUGCAUACGGAGCAACUAGAGUUUUUCGAAAUUUCUGUGCUUCUCAGAAUGGAGGAUCUGUGGAGGUGUAUGAUCUGAUCAGAAUUCGCGAGUCUAUAGAUUUGGGACAGGAGAAGAUAGUAGCGAUGGGCAUUUUGUCUGGUUGCGAUUACUGUCCAACUGGUGUUCCAGGUGUGGGACGAGAAACUGUAAAUAGAUUUUUAAGAUGCUAUAAAAACCAAGAUAUACUGGGUCAGAUACGUUCGUGGAGACAAACAGCAGAUAGGUUAACGGAAUCUGAGAUGAGAGUACAAAAUAAAGAUGUUUGUGCCGAUUGCGGUCAUUACGGCAAAUUACUAGCUCAUCGUCGCGUAGGUUGUCAAGAAUGUAAAACUAGAGAGGGAUGUGAUCUGUCUCGAUGGCAACAGCAACGAUUGAAUGUUAAAGCGGAGAUGGAUAUCAAGCGAAAAGCUGUCCAGAAUCCAAACUUUCCUCCAGAAGCGAUCAUAAAUGAGUUCAUGACCCGGCCUUGCGAAAUGCCAAUACUUGAUCUACACUGGAAGCAGCCGAAUCUGGUGAAAUUUGUUCGACAGGUAUGCAAUCUCCUGCAAUGGGAUGAAAUCUACGGGUUUCAAAAAAUAUUGCCGCUUCUUACCAGGUGGCAAAUAGUAACGCUUAGCACUAACCAUGCUCACAGUUCAUGCAUUGCACUAGAGCCAGAUUACAUAAAAAAGAAACGCUCGCCUAAAGGUGUGACGAGUUACGAAAUCAUUUGGAAAAGUCAAAACUCUUGUUUUUCUGGUUUGAUUCCGGACGAUCAAAUUCAAACGUUUUUGAGUGAACCGGGCAAUACACUGGAAUCACUUUGGAGUACUAUAGAACCGGAAAACUUGGUUGCAACUGCUUUUCCGGCAUUAGUCGAAUCAUUUUUGGCUUCCAAAGUGAAAAAAACUAAAACGAAAAAGCUUGGUGAUGGAAACCGUAAAAAGCGUCAAGCCAUGAAACCUCAGGAUGCCAACCAAAAACGGUUGGAUGAGUUUUUGGGUGCAAUCGUAGAUCAACCGGCGAAAACUAGUAAUAGUGAUUGCGAGGCUGAUGACGAAAAUGAUUUAGAAUCGAUCAAAAACUUGUCAUCACUCGUGACGACUAUUCACGAAACUGCUGGAAACGGUAUUUUAAAUGACACAAAGCAACGCGCGAUUUUCAACAUGUCUGUCGAUUCUGUUGACCUAGACAAGAUAGCUCUCGAUUCGCCGGAAGACAGGGAUUUUAUGAAUGUAUCAGAAAUAGUCGACCGAGUGUGUGAUUCGAACUAUGGAAAUAAUUUGUUGACUUUGGGUGAAGACGUAGCCGAUUUGGCCUCGAUCAUCUACCAAAUGGACAGUGGUAAUAACGAUGCAGUUGAAGAGCAUAUGACUGUUCAACAUAGACUACUGUUAAAGCAAGAUGUAAUCAAUCACGUUGUUACUAACGACUCUGCUGAUCAAUCACUGCUGAAUAGUUCAUUGCGACCGAGAAAAAGAAUGAGCUUUUUUUUCGAGCCUCUGGAUGUCCCACCACCUGAACUGCAGGACAAUUAUAAUGAGAUGGAUAUGUUCGAGUGUUCUCUAAUGCUAAAAGACCAAAUCGUACUGCCUGUCUCAGAUGAACUGAAUCAAACCGUAAUAUAUGAUAUAGAUUUCUAA